Molecule: messenger RNA, 3528 nt
Organism: Marchantia polymorpha subsp. ruderalis
Lineage: Eukaryota; Viridiplantae; Streptophyta; Marchantiopsida; Marchantiales; Marchantiaceae
Source: the annotation of a GenBank genome assembly
UUGGCUUGCUGGGAUCUCCACGUGUUGUGCCUAGCGCAGAUGUGUUUCCUGUCUCCUGCACAUGCCAUCUGACAUUUGCGUUUUCUACUUAAAAAUUUGGCUCGAUUUCAUGGUGGCAAGCUAGCGAGCAAGCGAGCGAGUGAGCGAGUAAGCGACUGCGUCAAUUUAUCGCAUCAGCGUCAUCUGUCGGUCGGUCUGUCAGUCUGUCCGUCCGUUUAUCCAUCUAUCAAUCUAUCUAUCAUUCUGUCUAUCUACUCAUCAAUCUGUCCAUCUAAUCAGUAAUUAACAUUUGGGCUGGAGGGGCUGCCGGGGCCUGCCGAGCGGCCAUGCUUCUCCUGCAAUUGCCUUUUGUAUCUUGCACGCACCCCAGGCCUCCUCGGUCUGGCCCCGGCGACUAAGUCUGUACAGGGCGAGAGAGAGCUUUUUUAGUGCGUGGGGUUGGCAAUCCGAUCGGUCGAAUGUCCCGGCGCGGACCUGGUGGAUCAGUUGGCUGGCUGUACAGUUGAGAUGUUCAGAGGUCGGAAUCGGAAUUGGAAUUGGAAUUGAACUGGAACUGGAGCUGGAGCUGGAACAGGAGCUGGAAUCGGAACUAGUACGGGAAUUGGAAUUGGAAGUGCGAUUGGAACUGGAAUUGGAAUUGGGAGGUGGAAAUCGGAGCUGGAGCUGGAGCGCAGAGUAGCGAUGGGAAAUAGUGUGAGCCACAUGCUGCGGAGGCGAGCUCCGCAAAAGAGAGGGAGCGCGACGGCGAGCGUGGCAGCGAGCGUGACAGCGGCGGUGGUGGAGGACAUAUUCCAGGACGACGACAAUGAGCUGAACGACCCGGACCUGAAGAGCUUCGACGACUGCAUGAAGCAGCGCACGGAGAAGGUGCUGGGCAGCCUGGAGAAGGGCAUGAAGCAGGGCGGGCUGGAGCUGUCGGCGCUCAAGGACGUGACGAACGGCGUCAUGGGCAUGAACGACGAGGUGGUGGACUACAUCGAGGCGUGCGACCAGGACGUGUGGGCGAACGAGGAGAUGAAGGACCUCGUGUCGGACUACUUCCGCAACAGCCUCGAGGCGCUGGACUUCUGCGGCGUGCUCGAGCGCAGCGUGCAGCAGGCGCGCGACAACCAGAUUUUCAUCGAGACGGCGCUGAGCCUGCUGCCGGACGACGCCAACCCGACGGACGAGGCGUGCAAGCAGAUCCUGCAGGAGCUCGACCACUUCGCGCACGCCGACAAUCCCUUCGCGGCCGAGUUCUCCAAGCUCUUCCUCGAGGUCUACGAUCGCCAGCGCAAGCUGCAGGAGCGCCUGACGGAGAAGCGGCGCAAGUACCAGAAGAAGGAGCGCAACCUGCGCGUCAUGAAGAAGAUCACGACCGUCAUUCUCACCGCCUCCUGCGUCUCGCUCGUGGUCUGCGCCGCCGUCGCCAUGGCGGUCGCGUCGCCCGUCCUCGACAGCACCGUCGCGGAAGCCGCCUCGCUGCCCUUCGAGUUCAUGCACUCGUGGCUGCACCGCCUCUGGGCGCACUACGAGCAGCGCAUCCGCUCCGAGCGCGGCGUCGCGGACGCCGCCCACUGGGGGACCUGGGUCGCCAUCAAGGACCUCGACACCAUCAACACCGAGGUGCGCCGCCUGCGCAACGAGAUCGAGGGCAUCCACCGCAACAUCGAGUUCGCGCGCGACCGCGGCGACAGCCUCGCCGUGCAGAACUCCAUCCGCAUGAUCCGCAAGAAGCACGAGCAGUUCGUCAAGCAGCUCGACGACCUCGCCUCGCACGUCAACGAGUGCAUCAAGCGCGUCACCACCGCGCGCUCGCGCGUCCUCGUCAAAAUUCUGUCGCAGUCCAGUCGCGCCUAGCCCCCUCCCCCCCCAUCCCACCCUCUCUCCCGCCGGGCCGUGCUCUGCCGCCGCUCCCAUCGAUCGAUCUCACGACGACAUUCCGAUUCUGCGCUCCUUCUCGAGCGAGCAAGCAAGCAAGGCAGCAGAACUCCACGGCAGCGACGGGGCGGAUGGCAUCACGAGCGCAGGGCGGAUUUUUUUCUGGAGCAGGUGAUGCCGUCGUCCGACUCGUUCAUCUCUCGGAGAAAUGGUGAAGAAGCGCCUGGCGCUACGGUGAGAUGUGCGAGAUCGCACACACUUUGGAGGCAGCUUCGUUCCGGGGCAGGAAGGGCGGCGGGGGGUUUCUCGAGUGAGUGAGUGGGUGAACGACAGAAUGAACGAAUGAUGGAAUGAAUUCUCGUGGAAAUCCCAGGUUCGAUGUCGGAGGGAAGGAGUCCGGGGGAGCGAGACGUCCGAACUGAACAGAACUGAACUGCGUAUGUGGAUAGUACCGUCACGGGCUGGCUGUUGAUAAACCGAUUUUAAUUACCUGAGAGCUACCUCGAAGUGCAAUUUGCGGUCGACUGAUCGAUUGAUCGAUCGCUCGCUCGCUUCCUCGUUCCCGCUAGUACACGAUGGGCUGCUGAACGUCCCACAUCCUGACCCGAUUGAGGGAGCAGUCAAUCUCACAUGCGAAACCCCUCGACGAUUCUCUUCUUCAGCCCACGGUCGACGCGAAGAAGCGGCUUUUUGGGUCCACACCCUCCCCUUCGUCCUUCCCUCUUCGUCGAUGGACGCAGAAUUGAUCUACUUCGAACCACCGGAUCAGAUUCAUGGUGCAAUUUUCCCCGUAUGUGUGGACGACGCCAUAUGUUUGUCUGAAGGCUUUUGCUUCUCUAGAAACAUUUUACUCAAUUCACAAGGUGGUGGUGUUCUAGCGGGCCAGAGUACCAAGGAUAACUCUCAAGCAGUUAGAGGAGAAAUUGAGUUGGGUUCUGCACGCAUGAAGAUAUACGAUUCUUCGCCUAGGACUCGUGGGCACGAUGAUUCGUACUCUAAAUGGAUGAGUACUACGUUUCGAGAACUAUACCGAACUAUCAAUCGAAGAUACGAGGAAGAUUGAUGGAUUCAUGACCGGCUUCCUGACUCACGUUGUACACCAGAUAUCCUUCGCCUCGUCAAUCCUUGUUCACCUUCUUGCUGAAGUGUCAAAUGUGAUAUCAAAUGCUCUGACAACCUCUUGAAACGAAACUGUCGCCUCGACAUAAAAGAUUUCUCUCUCAUGAUUUAUUCCAUUACUGCCGGUACGUUACUCAGGGCCGAGCAAGUAGUGCAUUUCGGAGUUGUGUGAGUAUGUACUACCAUCAUUACUUCUACUUACAAAUUCACAGGGUAAGGCAGAUUAGCAGACCACACUUCAUGAAAUCUGCGUAUUUAUCUUGCAUGUGAGUACUGAAAUGUGGGUGAUGCGCUCUUUUCUAGAUCAUUUUCAUAUUGUGCUGGAAGUACACAGCAAAAAAGGUCAAAUGUUGUUCGCUGACGAGAUGAAACAUCUACGGAUUCGAGAAGUGAGAUUCGGGUCCAUGCAACUUUGAUUUUCUUGUCUUGGCAAUGGAUUAUUACUCGCAUCUUUAGUUAAGAGUACAUACAAAGUCAGUCCAUCACUUUAGCUGACUGAUUAUAUGCUAAUGUUAGUUUUAACUACAUCAGAUAUAAAUAUUGCUACGG